GUAAGACAUUUUUGAUGAAAUCUGAGAGUUUCUGUCCCUCCAUUUCAUUUCAUUUGUGUAUCGAAGAUGAACAAAAUUCUUAAGGAUUUGCAAUGACAUGAAGCUGAGUAAUUAUUGGGGGGGUGAACUAUCCAUUUAAUGGAAACUAAUUUGUUUCAGGCUUUAAAUGAAUGGUUAGGCCUAUAGUGAAGAAAGUGUGGUUACUUUGUAUUGACAUUUUUCAAUUUAACUGCAAAAAGGAGCUGUUACCUGCCAACAUCUGGGACCAAUCCAUGGAUAGAUCCACACUUGCCCAACAGGUGGAGAGUGUUGAGCGAAAUGUAGCAUUUUUGCAACAGGAACAUCGGAUCCUCCUGACCGGUCUACGGCUAGAGAUACACAACCUGAAGAAACGAUGCAAUGAGCUGAGUUGUGAUCUAAGUAAAAGACCACCAGUGAGAACCCAAGAAGGUGAGUAUAAAAUCUCACAAAAUUCCAGCUAUUCCCACACGUUCCCUCAACUCCGUGUUAUUAUAGAUAUUGAGAUGGAGGAAGAGCUGCUACAGGCACGAUUGCUGGAGACAGAGCAGCAUUUGGCUGAGCAGGAAAGUGCGCUGGUGCAGCUUCGGGUGGAGCUACGGAAAAAGGGGGCACUUGCGAGCGCUCUGCAGGUUCGACUUCGAGAUGAAGAGCGGCGGUUCCUGGACGAGCUGAAGCGGCGCAGUCAUAAGAUCACCACGCUGAGUCGUGACCUCCGCAAGCAGACCGAUGUGGCCGCUCAACUCUCUUUCCAACUACAUUCAGCACACUUUCGAUUGUAUCACCAGGCAGAGGAUUUUGAGGAAGAUGAUGAAGAAGAAGAGGAUGAUGGAGGUGCCAUGCAGGAAUCGGAAUGGACUGCAAAUUCUCCAUGGACAUCUCCAGUGAUGGCGGAAAACGCACGUCAAAGCCGAGCUUCAGGAAGGAUGCGGAGAUCGGAGAGAGUGAGGGAGUGCGUGCCCCGCGAAAGGGUGCUUGGGCCCGAGGAGCCCCGCCCCAUGCCUGACCCCGCCCUUUUCCUUUAUCCUUUCAGACAUAGGCUCCUCCCCUUGCACAGGUCACUUGGAGAUCCCUGGAGUGAAGGCGGACUUUCAAGGAUGUCGGUAGCUCGAAAAGGUAGAUUCAGGAACCGGCCACUGAGGGAAGACAUUGGACCAGAGACAACAGAGUUAUAGAGUGUAACAGUCCCUUUUUUCAGCAGACUUGGUUCCUGAGGUGUUUUUCCCAUUCAUUUUUUUCUAUAGUGAUUUUUCAAAAGUCUUUGUUUAGGAGUUAUGAUUUUAAGCCAUGAACCAAACCAAACAGCUGCAAUGCGAAUCACAACAUUACAAACUUUGAUUUGAAGCAAAAAAGGUUUUGAAAAUCUGACAAAAAAAGACAAAGCUGUGUACUUCACAGCUUUAACUACAAUCCCAUGAAGCAUUACACAUAACAUAAUUAAAAUUAAAGCAGAUGGAGGAAUAUAAAACUUGAUUUGAAGACUUUAAUUAUGUAGGGAACCUACAGUACAUCAUUUGUGGUGCUUCAUGCAGUGAAGUGUUCUUCUCUGAUUGGUCGAUUUCUCUACAGAAUCAUGGUUAAUGUAGUUUUUCAACUGGAAUUCUGCUUUUGAACACAAUUAGUUAAAAAAUGAGUUGAAUUUUGGACUGGUGUCUUCAACAGAAGCAUAAUUAAACAAAUUGAAGCUCACAGUAGAUAUGUCUUCAAAAAGUUAUUCAAAAUACAUUCCCCUAUGGAGAAAAUGAAUGGGAUUUUGUCUUCCGGAACAUAUUAAGGUUGGAUAUGAAGAUUUUGGAAAAUUAGUCUUCAUUGUAAAAUCCAGAACACUCUAAAACUUUCCAUUCAGUAAUUAUUUGUGUCAAUGAAGUGAAUUAUUCUUGUCACAUUAGACACACUUUAAAAGAUGAGGUAAACUGGUGUAUUAUAUUGCUUUUGUGUUUUUGGUCUCAUUCGGAGCAGCACUAUGACAGCUAUGAAUGUGAGGGAUAGACUUACCAUGAUUUCAAUGGCAUCCGCUGUAAAAAGCUCCUAUAUCACUUAUAUUUUUCCAUUGUUCAUGUUGUCGAGAGUUUUUUCGUCUACUGAAAUUUCUGGUAAAGAUAUUUUUGCAGUGUUUUGUCAGCAGUAAAAUCCAAAAACACUUUAACAUUUAAAAUGAAAUAACAGUACAAUCUAUAUCUAUCCCUUACAGCCACGCUUUCAUUCACGUUAUACAUAAAAGAUGGCGCUGCCGUGGGUCAGUUGGUAAAGAGCUUUAUAUGUAAUGUAUAUGAAGUGAAUCAUGUUUUAUUUAUUAAAUAAUACAAAAAUCUUCGGAAUCGGAUUAAUGUUAUUUUGUUCAGUUGGCCCUAUUUAUAAAUAUAUAUGCUUAUACAUUAGGUUUAUAGCGUUUUCUGAAAGUUGGGAUAAUAACAAAAAAGGCUAAAAAACUGAAUUUUGUUUUUAUCAAGGAAUCUUACAGUGCGGACAAUAAUCACAAUAUCAUACAUAUAUUAAAUACAGCAGCAGUCAUGUUGUUUCUCUGGUGCUGUAUUGUAGAAACUUAUAAUUCUUGACUUGAUUUUAAAAAAGUUCAAUUUUCUAAGUGAUAUUCCAUUGUUAAACAGAUAGGAUCGGAAGUACAUAAAAUUAUAAUGAUUAUACAAAAAAUAUUUUAGAAAAUGUAAUUUUGGUUUAAAGAAAUGACAUGUCAAGGUUGUGACAUUGUAUAAGCACAAUUACUUUAAAUGAUAAAAAUGUAUUAAACUCAACAGAGUCUGUGUGAUGUUGUUAUGGAAAGAAAUAAAGAAAUAGGGUCUUCAGGAUCAAAACUGA
Messenger RNA from Pimephales promelas (fathead minnow), 2832 nucleotides. RefSeq names its product coiled-coil domain containing 92Bb (gene ccdc92bb). Lineage: Eukaryota; Metazoa; Chordata; Actinopteri; Cypriniformes; Leuciscidae. The record is from RefSeq and is a predicted model, not a curated record.